Daldinia vernicosa is the source of this 3001-nucleotide messenger RNA. Its product is annotated as ABC transporter transmembrane region 2-domain-containing protein. Lineage: Eukaryota; Fungi; Ascomycota; Sordariomycetes; Xylariales; Hypoxylaceae. Gene Ontology annotation, biological process: fatty acid beta-oxidation; long-chain fatty acid import into peroxisome; very long-chain fatty acid catabolic process. Gene Ontology annotation, cellular component: peroxisomal membrane. The record is from RefSeq and is a predicted model, not a curated record. Gene Ontology annotation, molecular function: long-chain fatty acid transmembrane transporter activity; ABC-type transporter activity; ATP binding. The transcript has 3 exons. Bases 313 to 2442 code for a protein of 709 amino acids.
GACAAACCCGCUGGUAUUGGUCGCAUCCGCCGAGGGAUGUUUAGGUUGCUUCCCUUCAAGUAAGCUUCAUAGCACGAGAUUCGGCAAAGUUGUCAGCUAUGCGCUUCACAACACAUCUGCGGCCAUGUAAUAACGAUAUUUCAAGUUGUGUAAUUUCAACCCACGGACCUAUAUAUCCAUCUUGAUUUUAUGGGAUGAAUUCUAUUUCCUGUUUAACUUUGGGGCCAACAAGUUUUGGAAUUUUAAAGGAAAUCCGCAUCGCCUCGUCUCGUAUCGUAGAGACUAAACAUUUCGUCUCCCAUAUCGGUCAUCAUGGCGGUGCAAUCCAAGCUUGUUCUCCCCGAUCGGUCGAUCAAGAGUGUUGUUGCGCAUUUGACGAAGUUGUACGUCGGUAAUCGAACCCGAAUUUCACGCGCCGUCUACCUUACUCUCCUCGUCGCACUCGUCAACCGCGUCCGACAUGCCAUUUCCGAGCAGAAAGCUGCGUCCGCACGCGAAGCGGCUAAGCGACGAUCGGGUACAACCUCGAGCGACGGUGAGGAUACGACGAAGAAGAAAAAGGUCGAGCUGAACCGCGAGUUCUUUAAGUCCUUGUUAAAACUACUUAAAAUAGUCGUUCCCGGCGCGCGGAGCAAGGAAGCUCGGCUUCUCGUUAGCCACAGUUUCUUCUUAGUAGUACGGACGCUUAUUAGUCUCAAAGUUGCCGAGAUGGAUGGCGCGAUCGUAAAAGCACUUGUAAAAGGAAGUGGUAAGGAGUUUCUCACGAGAAUUGUCUGGUGGAUGUUAAUCGCUGUUCCUGCGACAUUCACAAAUUCUAUGCUAUCGUACCACCAAGCCGAACUGUCUCUUAGUUAUCGAACACGAUUAACCCAGUACAUCCACGACAAAUACCUCUCCCAGCUCACGUUCUACGGAAUCUCCGCACUAGAUGAUCGGAUAAAAAACCCAGAUCAGCUUAUAGCAGUCGAUGUUGCCAAUUUUUCUAACAGUUUGGCCGAACUAUAUAGCAACCUAGCGAAACCAAUACUGGACAUGACUAUUUAUACUUGGUCGUUAUCAAAAAGUGUUGGCGGCGAAGGCGUCAUGUUUAUGUCCUUAUUGGUCCAGCUCUCAGCCAAUGUCAUGCGCGCCCUAACGCCUCCAUUCGGGAAAUACGUUGCAGACGAAGCACGGCUCGAAGGCGAGUUCCGGUUCCAACAUUCGAGACUCAUCGAUCACGCCGAAGAGGUGGCACUCUACCACGGCCACGAAGCAGAAAAGGAUACUCUCGACAAGGGCUAUUUUACGCUUAUUAAACACGUCAACUACAUAUUACGGCGGCGAUUCUACCACGGCGUAAUGGAGGAUUUCGUGAUCAAAUAUUUCUGGGGUGCUCUAGGCCUCCUACUCUGCAGCGUCCCCGUCUUCUUCAAACUACCCGGAGAGCUAGCCGGUACUUCUACCAUGGGCGACCGAACAGAGUCGUUCGUAACCAACAGGCGGAUGUUACUCAGCGCAUCAGAUGCCUUUGGGCGGAUAAUGUUUUCCUACCGCGAAAUCAUGGAGUUGGCCGGUUACACGUCACGUGUUGCAUCAUUAUUGGACGUUAUGGAUGAUAUCCAAGCCGGGCAUUUCGAGAAGAAGCUAGUAUCUAGCUCGGGCACUGAGGAUAACGCAGCAGUAUUGAAGGGCAGAGGGAAAGUAGUCGAGAGCAAGGACAUCGAAUUCAUCGACGUGCCGAUUAUCUCCCCUAACGGAGACGUUCUCGUAAAGGCGUUGUCAUUUUCGCUUAAGCAAGGUGAUCAUCUUCUCGUCGUUGGUCCGAACGGUUGCGGGAAAUCAAGUCUGUUCCGAAUUCUAGGAGGCCUCUGGCCCGUGUAUGGUGGCACCGUCUACAAACCGCCCUUCACAGAUAUUUUUUACAUUCCACAACGGCCAUACUUAUCGCGGGGAAGCCUCCGCCAACAAAUCACGUACCCGGAUAGUCUACGAAGUGUUCGUGCGCGCGGGGUUACUGACGCCCAAUUACUAGAUAUCCUCAAGAUCCUCUCCCUCGAGCAUCUUGUAGAUCUUUACCCCGAGGGCUGGGAUGCGGAGGCAGAGUGGCGCGACGUACUCUCAGGUGGUCUGCAGCAGCGUGUAGCCAUGGCCCGUCUCUUCUACCACAAACCGCGAUACGCGAUCCUAGACGAAUGCACGAGCAGUGUGACGCUCGAGACCGAGAAAGUCAUGUACGAUAAUGCGAAGGCUUUAGGAAUUACAUUAAUGACGGUUAGCCAUCGGCGAAGCCUGUGGCAGUAUCACAGCAGGAUCUUGCAAUUCGACGGACAGGGUAACUAUGUGUUCACGAAGCUCGACGCCGAGAGGAGAUUGAAGCUCGAGGAUGAAAAAGAGGACCUGGAUAUAUUACUCAGACAGGUACCGGAAAUUGAGAGGAGAAUUGGAGAGUUGACCGCCGAAUAACGGCGGGGAAAUGGAAAUGAGGGGAGGGAUAUGAUGUACAUAUAUAAGGAGGAGAAGAGAUGGGAUUGUUAGCCUCGUGUACAAAAAUACAGGGACCAUCUAGGUCGAGUGAUCCAUCAGCAUGGUAUGUUUGGCAAUCAGCUUGCGGACACCGCAUUUUUGUCAAACGCCACUACAGAAUUUUGGGCCGUGCGGGAUUUAUCAAUUGGCCUCUAUGUGAUCUCCGGCUGUUGAGUCCCCGCCUCGUCAGCAAGUUAAGAGAUGGUGAGAUGAUCUAUGUGGGACGUUGGAAAAAAACUGUACGUAGUCUACCCACUUUACCCCUCGAGCCUCAUCAGCUAGUAGUGGAUUGACAUGGAUCUCAUGAUGAGGCUAGCAGUCGCAGUCGCGAGAUGCUCAUACAUACAAUAAACAAAACAACAUUAGUAAACAACGAAAAUCCGGUUAGAACCGCUUUAAGUUGACCUUUAUUUCCGAGUUGCAUUAUGCAUGUAGUCAGGUGCAUAUAUGCGGGCGAGAGACAUUUGAUAGGGAGGAAAAAUAAAAUAAGAUGGCUGAG